This is a messenger RNA of Kwoniella botswanensis, 3324 nucleotides long. RefSeq lists its product as uncharacterized. NCBI's taxonomy places the organism in Eukaryota, Fungi, Basidiomycota, Tremellomycetes, Tremellales, Cryptococcaceae. The record is from RefSeq and is a predicted model, not a curated record. The coding region runs from base 1 to 3324 and encodes 1107 amino acids. The transcript has 6 exons.
AUGCCUCGAGCGCGAAAUGCUUCAGCUGGACUGGGUAUAGAAGAUGAGCUUUCUUUCGGAUCGGACGAAGACCUCUUAGCUGAGGUCGGCGAGAUACCAUUGCCAACAACCACUAACGCUACAUCUUCGCCAGCUUUGGGAGGCGAACCUUCAACAUCUCACGUCAGCAAUGGUAAACCCGACAAAGUCAGGUCGAGUGGGAUGUUCAAAUCACUAGGAGGGGGGAAGAAGGAUUCAGACAAGAGGAAACGUACAGCUACAGAGGAAACAGUCAAAUUAGCACCUCCUUUACCUACUUCUUCGACUCAUGGUGGAUCAACUUCAGUGUUCAAGAAAGAUAAAUCGUCUAAUAGCAAGACAUUAGCGAAAUCUUCUCUGGUAAUCGACCCUUCUCUGGUAGAAUCGGUACUAGAUGUAACUUCGACUGUACCACCGACGAACACAACAGCGAGUAUACUAUCAAGCAAGAACAAAAGUAGAGAUUCAUUAUCGUUAUCCACCGUCUCCUCAUCUCAUAAAUCACCAAGUAUCACAUCAUCCUCCAAGCACGAUUUAGUUUCUCUGACUGCUGUAGGAGGAGGAAAGAAGAAGGGAUUUAUGAGUUCGUUGAAAGGCUUGGGAGGUGGAAAUGCGAAGAACAAGAAAGAAGAUCCUUUCUCAGUGUUUGGUAUUGCGAAUAAGACGACAAAUGGACCUCAGAGACCUGAUUUGGCAAGUCUGAGAAGUAGGGAUAGCUUUGGUGGUAGAAGUGAUUAUUCUCGCCAACAAUCCCUUGACAUUGCAUCUUCCUCUUUCUCUUCCCCACGUACAGAGUCGUCCGACCAUUCUAUGCAGAAACAUACACUCGCGCCAUUAUCGAUGUCGCCUUUCCAAGCCCAUCCUCCAGAUCUCACACCAGACUCUACUGUCCGAUCAUCGAUCUCCGCUUCGUCCAAACGACCUAGUAUAUCUUCGUUUGCCAGGAGAGCAAGCGUGAUGACUUCCACUUCAUUCGCAACGUCCGAACAAGCCGGCGAGGAAUCGCCUAUUUUGUCGAAGGCGGUCCUGACCAAAUUCCCUAUUGUCGAUGAACCACACACGGCUGCCAAUGGGAGAGAAAGACCCGAUUUGGUAUCUAGAUCGACGACAUCUUCACUUGCUAUCCCAACUAGUCCCACGUUAUCCUCGGAUAUCGUAUCCGUCUUGUUACCUUCAUUCCCCUCUUCACUAUCUGCACUAUCUUCCAUCCAGAUAUUACAGGCUACGGUCAUCCGUCGAACUAUUCCUUCGUCAAAUAAUCACAAUGGAAGUGGGAUGCCAGAUAAAGAGAAAUCGAAUUCAAUCAGAAGUUUAACCAGUGUCUUGUCGUCUUCCAAUAAUGGCAAUAGUUCCUACGGCAACAAGCCAAUUUGGAUAACUCAACAAUUAGUGUUGACGUCUUUCAAAGUGGGAGGAUCUACUCCGCAAUCUACCCCAGAUCCCAACGAAUAUCUAUCGCCUUCGCGAUCCAGCACUGUAGCGCACCUGCACCUCUUCUCAGUUCCUGGAACAUCGUCAUCUACCGGAGGAUCGAGCCAAACUUUCGGCAGGAGGCCUAGUUUACCUUCCAACGCGAUGAACGAAGAAGUUGAAUUGGAACGCAGAAUCAUAUCGAAAGAUUCCACGGCAGGGGUAUGGAAUCACGAUGAGAAUGGAAGAAAGUUCGUGAUGAGGCUUGGAUUUGAGAAUGAGACAGAUCAGUCUCAGGCCGAUAACGAAUGGAUUGUGGAAAUGAGGAAUGCCGAUCAAUUGCAAGAGUGGAUCAGACAGAUUAAAAGUAUAGCUAUUGUCAUCCGUGCUGAGCGCGAGGGCCAUGGCCAUGCUAUUCGAAAUGCUUAUUCCGACGCGGUUCGAGGAGACGAUCUAGCUCUGGAGCUUGACCUACAGCGAAGCUCCUCUCCUAGCGUUAUAUCACCUGCGUCGCGUCCAGGAUCAGGAUCCAUUCCUAGUGUCCUGUCUGGUCAGCGCGAUUCGACAAUUUCCGCUAUAUCAGGUCAAAGCGCGGCGAUGGAGAAGGUGCCUUCUGCAGCGAGAGCCGAAUCCCCGGACAUGUUACCUCCUACACCCCUUGUCGAGGACUUGAAUGGAAGAAUGGGCAGUUUGGAAUUGGGUCCCGAGAUCGGACCAGCUAGAUCGAAGAGCUUAUCAAGAGGCCAACUCCCUUCACCUAUCUACCAGUACCAACAGACACCUUCAGCCCCUUCAGCUCGCAGUGGAUCGAUCGUUUCCAACAGUGGAAGUGCGAUCUCCAGGAUUGGGGGCUCGUUACAUCGACGUGCCAAACAAGGGAGCUGGUCAUCAUCAGCUUCGGGCGGAAGCGGUCAUUUCUCAAGGCGAAAUGGUAGUCUGCCACCUGCACCACCACCUCCCAUGGCUCCUCCUCCCACUGUCCCAUUACCUGCUCUACCCGCUGAAUCACCGCUGGAAUUAGAUAUAACGGUUGUACCGGGUUCGAAAGAGAGACCCUCACCUGAAGAAGAGCAGGAUUUGGGACAAGAUGAGGGAACUUUAAGAUCACCUGGUGGGAUCGAGUUCAUCACACCGUUCCAGAGUCCCGAUUCUACUUAUGACCCGAAAGCACGAAUGACCGAUGGAGAACCCGCAACUAGCGCUGGACCAAGAUUAUCAUUACCUUCUGACGAAGAUGAAGCCAUACUCAAACUUCGACAAUCGACUGGUCGAUCCACUUCGUUACCGGAUAAUGGCAAUGCCAUCUUAGCUGCUAAAGCAAGGAAAGAUCGAUUGUUGAACGCUUUCAGACCAAUCCCAUUAGUCCCAGAGUUGGAAACGAGUCCUAAGAUCGGAGUGGUCUCGCCAAGUGAUUCAAGAACAUCAUCACCUUUGACUAUUGGUUCUUCCUCGCCACAGAUGGGAGUACCUCGUCCACCUACUCCACCUAGACGAUCAACUCUUACUUCCACUUCCACUGAUGUUGAGGAUGGAGACGGUAUCGAAUUUCAUACACCUACUGAAGCUCCCAUCGCCUCCUUCUCCCAACCUCAUCCUAACACUCAAUCGACAGAAGGAUCGAUAUUGUCUACUCCAUCUACGAUCAAUGAACAUCUCCAAAGACCUGUAUUAGGAGAUAGAGAAAGCAAGAAAUCUUAUGCGAGCAGUAUAAAUAGUUUCACGCCCAGUGUGGAAAGUAGAUCCACCACGGCUAGUUCACAUAGAAGGAGGUUGAGGGAGAAGAAAAUAGCUGUUGAUAUUAUGUCUGAAUUCAGCGAAACUCCUUCUGCUGCGUUUGAUGUAGAAGGUGAAGAGGAGAUUAAAGAAGAUCGACCUAGAGUUAUCAGGUUUGCUUAG